Rotaria sordida is the source of this 1467-nucleotide messenger RNA. NCBI's taxonomy places the organism in Eukaryota, Metazoa, Rotifera, Eurotatoria, Philodinida, Philodinidae. The record is from the annotation of a GenBank genome assembly.
AUGAAACGCUCGACUAGUAGUGUCAGACAACAGCCGAGUUUAUGGCUUUUAUUCAUUUUACGUUUAGGAAAAUGUUUUAAACCACGAUAUUUAUCAACUGUAUGUAUUCUUUUUAUUAUUUUAACAUAUUUACGUCUUAUAAGUUAUACGACUUCUAAUCAAUUAAUACUUACAAAAUUUAAACUUAUUAUAAAAGAAGAAAUAAUGAUUAAUAAUUAUGCUCUUUUAAAUCCAUGUAAUUCUAAUGAAAUCAAAACCUUAUUACAGUCUACUUCAUCAUAUAAUAAUAAUAAUAAUAAUAAUGAUGGUCGACCACAACCAACAGUUGAACGAUUGCAUAAACUUUUUCAAAUCCUUAUUUCACAUGAAAAUAAAUAUCGUACAAUAUUUGAUUAUUUAGAUAUAUUUCGUUUUAAUGAUUUUUAUAAUACAUUACGUCCAUUUGCUAAUAAUACUGAACGUUUACAAAAUAUUUAUUGUCUAUUUCGACAAUAUAUUAAUAUAUCUGACAAUGGUCAUAUUGUUAUAAAACAAAAUUUUAUUACUUACUUAAAAUUAGUUUCAAAUUAUUUAUCUGAUGGCUUUAAAAAGCAACACUUAACCUGGAAUAUAACUUCAAAAGAUCAAAUUCAAAAACCAGUUAUUAUUCUUGCAGCUGAUUCACUAUUUUAUGAUACAUUACAAGCAUCAAUGAGUACAAUUAAUAAUUAUUUAAAGGAUUACAUUGUUGCUAUUUAUGAUCUUCAACUUAAUAUAAAACAUUUAAAUAUGAUCAAAGAGAACUGUGAACGAUGUAUAAUUAUUCCAUUUCCAUUUGCUCAAAUUGCACCUAUUGCUCCUCAUGUUCGAAAUCUACGCUACUUUGCUUGGAAACCUAUCGUAAUUCAGGAUGCCGUACGACGUUUUGGUACUAUUAUUUAUGGUGAUACAUCAAUUCGUUAUAAAACAUCAAAUUUCGAUCGUUUACUUAUUGAUAAUAUGAUACGUGGUUUUUCAUGUCGUGAAUUACCUGGACAAUAUUUACCAUGUUUUACUUUAAGUAAAACAUUUUUAUGGUUCAAUGAAACAUUUUCAACAUUUGAGGAUAUUUAUAUUGCUGAAGCAGGUUUUGUUGCUGUAACAGAUAAUUUUCUAUCACGUCUUAUACUUAAAACAUGGGUAACAUGUGCCCUUGACUCAAUGUGUAUAGCACCAUAUGCUUAUAGAACUUACUGUAAACAUGCAAAUGCUUCAACAGAUAUACAUCGUUUUGAUCAAUCAACUUUGGUAACUGCACUAUCAUUUUAUUUUUUUCCAAGUCCACGUCAAAAUAAUAAAACUAAGCCAGCACCAUAUGAUAUGUAUACAUCAAUACAAGAAAACUUAGCAGACGUUAAACGUAAUGCAGGUGUUAAGAAUUAUUUUACUAGUCGAAAAAAUCUUAAUUUGCAACAGAACAGUUCAAAAACAACUGUAAAAAUACAUUGA